AUUCUUUGUUACAAAGCUCGCAGCAAAUAAAAUGGAUCUUCUCAACACGGUGCGCAAGGAAGGCUCGAGAGGCGGACGGGCAGACUUCAAAUGGUCCGAUGUGCAAACAUCCCAGCACCGGGAGAACUAUCUCGGACACUCGCUCAUGGCUCCAGUUGGUCGCUGGCAGAAAGGCAAGGAUCUCAGCUGGUACGCGAAAGCGAACGGAAACGAAGAUGAUGCUGAGGCGAAGAGAAAGGAGGAAAUUCGUCGAGUCAAAGAGGCAGAAGAAGAAGCUAGAAGAAUAGCACUAGGCUUGCCCCCGAAAACGACAGUAGAAGAGAAUCCAAACCUAGUCGAUGUUGGAGCAGGUAGAAAGGAAACGCGGAGGAGGUCAAGAAGUCGGAGCAGAGAGAGGCGUAGGAGAGAUCGAUCGCGAAGCAGAGAGAGGGAGCACAGGCGACGCGAGAGAUCGCCUGAACGUCGCCAUGAGAGGGACCACGAUCGUCAUCGUGACCGAGACUCAGACCGAGAUCGAGAGCGCCGCAGAGAUCGGUCUGAAGACCGCGAGGAAAGAAGACGUGAAAGAUCAUUCGAUCGAGAGGAUAGUCGACGGGACCGAUCGCGAGAGCAUGAUCAUGAGAGAGACCGCGACCGGUAUCGUGAGCGAGACUCAGACCGCGGUCGAGAGCGACACAGAGGUAGAUCUGAGGACCGCGACGAGAGGAGACUUGAAAGAUCAUUCGAUCGAGGGGAUAGACGACGGGAUAGAUGCCGCUACGAUGAUCUCACUAAUAGACGCAGGGACAGAGAGAGGCGCGACGAUUACGAUGAUAAUUAUCGGGGCAGAGAGCGGGACGAUCGCCGCAGGGACGAUCGCCGUCGUGAUGGCUCACGAAGCGGCAUGCGCAGGUGCAGAGAGCGCAGUCAUGAACGAGCCCCUCCGCCACGCUCGCAUCAAGACGGUGGAAUGACGUUUUUGACCGAUCGUCCUGGAGGCGAGUCAUACAGACCAGGCAGGCGCGAGGAGCGUCGCAGGUCGAGAUCUAGAUCACGGUCGCCUGUCAGAAGGAAGGACGACGGCGAGCGGCGUGGCAGGUACGAGAGAAGGAGAGAAGACGAGAGACGAAGGAGAAGUCCCAGUACGAGCAGCAGGAUGACAGAUUGCUGAGCAUCUUGACGCAUGGUGUAACGCGCGAGAACGGCAGCUGCUCAAAACCUCGACAUAAGCCUGUAUCUCGGAUACGGCUUUUGCAUGUACACUAGGAAUUUGCAGACGGCAACAAUCAGGCUUCUUAACGUCGUAAUUCAAUGGAUCAUCGAAGCGGAGACGAUUGACUCGUAGAUUGGUCGAGCAGAUUUAAUGCUAUCUUUCACAAUGUCUACAUAGUUUAGAACUACAUGUGGCGUCAUUUGGAG
This is a messenger RNA of Verruconis gallopava, 1398 nucleotides long. RefSeq lists its product as uncharacterized. The coding region runs from base 32 to 1150 and encodes 372 amino acids. Lineage: Eukaryota; Fungi; Ascomycota; Dothideomycetes; Venturiales; Sympoventuriaceae. The transcript is spliced from 2 exons. The record is from RefSeq and is a predicted model, not a curated record.